ACAACUUUCACAUCACAUCAACUAGAGCAAAUGGAGAGGACAUUCCGAAAAGCGCCAUAUCCAGAUGUUAUCACAAGAGAAGAUCUUGCUCGUAAACUUUCCUUGGAUGAAGCAAGAGUCCAGGUUUGGUUCCAGAACAGACGUGCGAAAUGGCGAAAAGGAAUCAAUCCAAAUCAUUAUAUAACAGGCCAAGAUGAGAAGAAAACUGAUUUGCAAAUGCCAAAUGAGCAACGGUGUCAAUCUCCAGUCAGUUCCAUCUCCAACGGUAGUCCACCAGUAUGGAACGAACCUUCACAUCUGUCUUCAAUGAAACACGUCCCGUGCAACGACUCUUUACAAUCACACAGAACUGGAUCACACUUCACAAGCUACAUAGAGCGACCCACUUAUCUACCCCCAGCCAACUACUCCACACCCUGGGUAUCAACAGAUUACCCUUACAGUGACUAUGUGAAAUCUCUAUCAACAGAUUAUAUGUCAAAACGGAACCAUCUACAGAUAAUGCCGUCUUGGUUAAAGCUGUACGCCGGUGGUUCCUUAUAAAUAUCUAGUAUUCUCCUUCAACACUACACUUGCAGCUUUAUAAAAAUGGAGAAAUGAGAUUCGGUGGCAUUUAUACCUAUCUUCAAAGUAUUACAGUCCUAAAUGGACCCAAGGCGAGAAUAGUGCCUUCUCGUAACUUCCUUCAUCCUCCACGGGGCUCCUUUUUAAUAUUAAUGAUUUCGUCAGACAUUGACAAAAUGCCACACAUUUAAGGGAUGCAAGAUGCUGCACCAGAUAUAAUAAUAUACUCCAAUAUUUUACGACUACUUAUUUUAUCGGCCCCGAAUGAAUGAAAAGCAAAUUCAACCUUGACUGGAUUUGAACACAGAACGUAAAGGAUUGUAACUAAACACCUAAAUGCAUUUUUUCCGAUUCUGACAAUCACCAUCUUUACUUCAAAUAUAAUGACGGUGGCAAUGCGAGAACAAAGAUAAACAGUAAGAAAAUGGUUUGCCAAAUCUAAGAAUGAAUAUCGUUUUCAUUCUCCGGCUGAAAACGCUCCAUCACUUACUUCAUUUGAUUUUAAGUACGUUAUCCACGUCUCCCUCAACACCACCAAAAGCCACAAAUAUCAAAAAUUCCUUCCAGUUCUUUCCGUUAUAAAUUUGAACUUCCAGAACUAUGUAUCUAACAGACCCCACCAAAGAGACAAAAUUUAUUUUUGGCAGCUGUCAUGUUUUUGGUGGCAAUUAUUUUAUAAGUGGAAAUGUUUCAUAAAAGACAAAGGACCGUGAAAAGUUUAUCGUUAACUAAAUAUUUAUAGGUAAUGCACAAAAUACUAUAAUAAUGGCUUCGAACAUGUACAAGGCUACACAAGUUUUAAGAGAAGAAGAAAACAGUCGACUGAAUCGAACGGGGUAUAUUUAUUACUAAUACUUUUUGUUAAUGAACUUCAAGAAGGGUAAAAAGCAGAAUCCACCUCGGCGGGAUGGGUAUUCAUAUUAGUUAAUAAUAAUUUUUUAAGAAAAAACAGUUUGAACUCAAUCCAUUAUUCUGUCCUCUGUACAAUAAGGGAGCAUCCAUGUGAUUACUCAGCCUUUUAAAGAUAGCAUUCAAAUUCUUCCUCAGAUCAAACCCUACUGCUCUAAACAAUAAAGAAUACACUGCAUACCCUAAUCCUAGAUAUCUCUUGUCCCCCCACUCGCUGAGAAAAAAGAUUGCAUGCUUUAAUCAUAGGUUUACUCAAUGAAGGGGCUCAAAACCAAACAGACGAACUGCAAAGUCGGCGUCAGCGAGAAUUGAACCUAAAACUUAAAAGGAAAGUAUCUGAAUACUACCAAACAGUUCGCUCCGACGCUCUACCGAUCGUACCAAUGAAACAACAAAUCGAAUAAACUGUUAAAAAUCAUUAAGAAACAUUGAUAUUAAAAAUAACAAUGGAAUAUAGUAUAAAACAACAAUAUCUGAGAAUAAUAUCCAGUCAUUUAUAAUUCUCUUAAUUAUUCUUUGUUCCAUAUUUGUUGUAAUAUUGUUGUAAUUUAAUUAAUUAUUAGUGUUUGUCA
Molecule: messenger RNA, 2045 nt
Organism: Octopus sinensis (East Asian common octopus)
Lineage: Eukaryota; Metazoa; Mollusca; Cephalopoda; Octopoda; Octopodidae
Product: paired mesoderm homeobox protein 2
Exons: 3
Coding region: 31-543 (170 amino acids)
Biological process (GO): regulation of transcription by RNA polymerase II
Molecular function (GO): DNA-binding transcription factor activity, RNA polymerase II-specific; RNA polymerase II transcription regulatory region sequence-specific DNA binding
Source: RefSeq, a predicted model, not a curated record